ACAAGCUCUUCAUAAUUAAUUCCAGGCUAUCUGCAUAACUCCCAUCAGCAACCAACAAUUUGUCUCCUCCUUCCUCAAUAUCGACACGAAUCCCAAAAAAACCAAAAAAAUGAUAAACUGAAAAACAAGUCAAAUGGCAAUGUUGGCACCUUCUGCAUCAUCUUUUGCUACCAAAAAAUUCACUUGUCAUUUGACAAAUUCAGCACUCUUCAAAUCCCACUUUAUCAAGAACCAUCUAGAACCACCAUCAUGUCAAUGUCAAUCAAGAACCUUUUUUAUGCUUACCCAAAAUGCUGUUCAUUUACAUAGGAGGAGUACAACAAGAUUCUCCUUUAAGCUUCACUUGUUACUACCUCUUAGUCUUGGUAUUAGUUCUUCUCUUCCAUUUUGCUCUAGUUUUGUUCUUCCUUGUUCUCCUCUUCACAAAUUUCAUUCACCUCUUUUCUCAUCUCCUAUGUCCUCCUUAAAUUCAGAUGCCAACCCUGUUGCUAAAACGGUUAGAGCUGUGAUUAAAGGGAGAGUGCAAGGGGUGUUUUACAGGGACUGGACUGUGGAGAAUGCUAAGGAGUUGGGCUUGAAAGGUUGGGUUCGAAAUCGGAGGGAUGGAACGGUGGAAGCUUUGUUUUCUGGAAGCCCGGAAAAGGUUCAAGAAAUGGAGCAGCGGUGUCGGAGGGGUCCACCAUCUGCUAUUGUCACCGGACUAGAUGUCUUUCCCUGUGAUGAUGACCCCGGAACAGGGUUCGAACGCAAACAAACUGCUUGAUCAUAGGCUAGCCUGGUGGUAAAGACUAAGCUGAUAGUCAUGACUUGCUCUUGCUGUAUGUCAAUAAGUAAACCAUGUUUGUACGUACAAAGUCUUUUUUUUGGUCAAAUACAUGCAGAGUCUUUGAAAUGUUUUGGAUUUAUUGUUAAAUGUUCUUAUUGAUGUUAUGCUUACAUACAUUGAUUCAUUACUGCA
This is a messenger RNA of Lycium ferocissimum, 958 nucleotides long. RefSeq lists its product as uncharacterized. NCBI's taxonomy places the organism in Eukaryota, Viridiplantae, Streptophyta, Magnoliopsida, Solanales, Solanaceae. The record is from RefSeq and is a predicted model, not a curated record. The coding region runs from base 134 to 763 and encodes 209 amino acids. The transcript has 2 exons. Gene Ontology annotation, molecular function: acylphosphatase activity.